This is a messenger RNA of Meleagris gallopavo (turkey), 1455 nucleotides long. Lineage: Eukaryota; Metazoa; Chordata; Aves; Galliformes; Phasianidae. The record is from RefSeq and is a predicted model, not a curated record.
GAAACGUGCCCUCCUCGCAUCUCGCCCCGAUCUUCCCUCUUUGUCUGAAGCUUUUCCCCGUGUCCUGUCGCUGUCAGGCGGAAUCCGACGCCUGUGUGCGGGAUCGAUGACAAAGAGUUCGACAUCCCUCAAGUCGAUACCCCGCCAACGCUGGAGAGCAUCCUGAACGAGACUGAUGAUGAAGAAGAGUCUUUCAUUUUGGAAGAUCCUUUUCUCCUGAACAUUGAUAACACAGAUACACACUCCUAUGACACGUCUUCUGUAGCAAGCUCUGACAGUGGGGACAGGACACACCUGAAAAGGAAGAAAAAACUCCCAGAUUCUCUCUCUCUGCACGGAUCAGUUAUAAGACUCUCGCUUCUGAAGGGGAUUUCUGCCCAAAUUGUAUCUGCAGCAGACAAAGUGGAUGCUGGUUUGCCUACUGCAAUUGCAGCAUCAAAUCUGAUAGCAGUGGGGACUUCUCAUGGGCUAGCCCUGAUUUUUGGAAAAGAUCAAAACCAGGCUCUACGGCUGUGUCUGGGCAGCACUGCUGUUGGGGCUCAGUAUGGGGCUAUUUCUGCUCUCAGCAUCAACAACGACUGCUCCAGACUCCUGUGUGGCUUUGCAAAAGGACAGAUCACAAUGUGGGAUCUGGCCAGUGGGAAGCUGCUACGAUCAAUAACAGAUGCUCACCCCCCAGGAACAGCCAUUUUGCACAUUAAGUUUACAGAUGACCCGACACUUGCAAUUUGCAAUGACAGCGGAGGCUCCGUAUUUGAACUCUCAUUUAAGAGGGUUAUGGGAGUGAGAACAUGUGAAUCUCGAUGUCUCUUCAGUGGCUCCAAGGGGGAGGUUUGUUGUAUUGAACCAUUACAUGCAAAGGUUGAACUGAGAGACCAUCCUAUCACCCAAUAUUCACUGCUGGCCAUGGCCUCCCUAACAAAGAUAUUGGUUAUUGGCCUGAAGCCAUCUUUGAAAGUGUGGAUGACCUUUCCCUACGGUCGUAUGGACCCUUCGAGUGUCCCCCUCCUGGCGUGGCACUUUGUGGCUGUACAGAACUCGGUGAACCCCAUGCUUGCGUUUUGUAGAGGUGAUGUCGUUCAUUUUCUUCUGGUAAAGAGGGAUGAUACUGGUGCAAUACAUGUCACUAAGCAGAAGCAGCUCCAUCUUCACUAUGACCUCAUCAACUUUACUUGGAUAAACUCACGAACAGCAGUGCUUCUGGACAGUGUGGAGAAGCUGCAUGUCAUAGAUCGUCAGACACAAGAAGAGUUGGAGACCAUAGAGAUUCCAGAAGUUCAGCUGGUCUACAACAGCAGCCACUUCAAGUCCCUGGCUACAGGAGGCAAUGUCAGCGAGGCACUGGCAUUGGUUGGAGAGAAAGCUUGUUAUCAGUCCAUCAGCAGCUGUGGUGGCCAGAUCUUCUACCUGGGAACUAAGGUAAGUGUGGGGAGUUUUUAAUGGAAAUAAGUGACA